CCUGCAUCUGGUGCUUGCAUUUUUUUUUUCAUUCCUCAUAACUAAUGGACCAAUUGAGCGCCCCCUCUAGCGUGCUCUCGUACCGUCUUACACGAGCCCUCCCACACCUUGUGCUUGCCGCCACCCAUGUCUGGACUGUCUUGUGCCCCAACACCUCCUGCCCACUCAUGCGAACUCCCCGAUACUGUCUCUAUCAUUACAUUCAUGAUUUAAAUUAUUUUAUGCAUGGGGCAGUUCAAAUUCAAUAUACUUAUUCUUCGUAUCAACUAAUACGUUAGUCGACGAGUGGGAUGGGCAUCAUUUCAAGCCUAGUGUUUAAACGUUAUGUUCUAUCGAUUUCAAACUGUUAUCAUACCUAA
Molecule: messenger RNA, 359 nt
Organism: Suillus discolor
Lineage: Eukaryota; Fungi; Basidiomycota; Agaricomycetes; Boletales; Suillaceae
Exons: 2
Coding region: 45-278 (77 amino acids)
Source: RefSeq, a predicted model, not a curated record